Molecule: messenger RNA, 1266 nt
Organism: Penicillium verrucosum
Lineage: Eukaryota; Fungi; Ascomycota; Eurotiomycetes; Eurotiales; Aspergillaceae
Exons: 2
Coding region: 1-1266 (421 amino acids)
Biological process (GO): regulation of transcription by RNA polymerase II
Molecular function (GO): RNA polymerase II cis-regulatory region sequence-specific DNA binding; DNA-binding transcription factor activity, RNA polymerase II-specific
Source: RefSeq, a predicted model, not a curated record
AUGGAUUUCUCAUCCCAUUCGCAACAUUUCGACAGGAUGCAGAUGUCAGGUCAAGCAGAUUCGAAACCUGGUCUCCUCUCGCAACCACAAGCUCCACCUCAGAUCAGUGUAUCUGACUGGGCAAGAUGGAGAUCCCAGGUAUUUCCCAUGCCUCUUCACCAGUAUGAAGGUUACAGCUUUCCUCGGGUUGCUGAUGAUGAGCCAUACGGCUUGGGCCCGUUAACUCAGGAGCUCCUCGGAGAUCCAAACGCAUACACUGAUGGCUAUCGCUCGCAUGUCAACCCCACUAUGUCUGGCGCAACCUCAGAGAUGUUGGGCUCCCAGGCUGCAGAGGGUCACUCAGAUUGGCCACUUUUGCAAUCCUCCCUUGUCUUCAAAGACCAGUCAUACAACUAUCCUCAGAGGGAGUCUCUUCAGCCACCUCCACACUCCCCACCAUCGCCACUUUCUGAUGGCUCCUCCUACCAGUCUCCUGCUUCGUUCGGUGCUUCGAGCCCAGGAGUGACGGUUCAGACGGCAGACCGUUUCUCGCCCCGUUCAACCACUGGUGACAAUAACCAGGAGCGUCACAGUCAGCCUCCCUAUUCUAUGCUCAUCUACCAGGCCUUGAAGGAAGCCCCGGGGCACAAGCUUCAGCUCCAAAACAUUUACUCCUGGUUCGAAGCGAAUACAGACAAAGGAGGGGAUCCAAACGCAAAGGGAUGGCAAAAUAGUAUUCGCCAUAACCUUUCGAUGAACGCGGGCUUCGAAGCAGUAAAGGAAGAAGUCGGGCCAGGUAAAAAGGCAGUGAACUUCUGGAGGCUGACGGCGGAAACCAUCCGGAGCGGUUCCAUUCAAUCAACUACCCGGUACCGCAAGCUUCAACACCACAAGAAACCACUGUACUCAGGCCAUCGCGGGGCCACACGUCAGCAGCCGGAGUUCAAGGGGGUCCACGCCAUGAAGGUCGUCAAAUCACGCAGUGCGAACAGUCCACAAAACGACCGCGCCGAAGCAUAUCACCGGCAGCAAAUGAUGGACACGAACCCUAGCCUCGAACAUGAAUACGGUCCCACGAGCCUUCCAACAAUGCAAAGAUACAUGCAGCACCCCGUAGGCCCCGUGGUCGGAUGCACCCCGAUGAUACCAGGCAACAAUACGGUCUUCCUCGAUACCAUGGAGCCAGGACCGGCAUUUGACGUGGGCCAUAACCAUGAUUGGUACACUCCGGAGUCGGGCUUCAACAGGGUCCAUGACCCACUUGAGGGUCUCAGUCGAUCAUCUUAA